AUGGCCGAUUCUUCGUCGCAAACUUUCCAGUCCGAAAUUGCGCAGUUUGGCGAAGCGGACCUGCUUGUAAGUCCACAAAGCCCCGACCAUUCCGACACUCCUACCAGAAUCCCAAACCGCUUUGUGCCUACGACAGAGGCCAUCACCUCUCCUUUACCUCCUCGCCCUUGUGCUGUUGAUCAUACGCCAUCUCGGGACCAAAUGAGAGAGCGCAACUGUCCCUCAGAAUCGGCAUCUCCCCGCAAGUGCUGCCUCAUCUCCUUCAAGGGGCUGAGCCCCUUUGCUUGUCGGAACGAGGACAAAUCUAUACUCCCUACCCACAAGCCCAGGAGACACUCUGCUCGUUUUGAGACGCAGGGUACCAGUAGGCCCUUUUCUCUCUCGAAAAUUGGAAACUUUGCAGUCACGCGGGAUGACCCUGCAGGCGUGAUGACGAGAGGAGAGAUUACGGUCUCUUCAGGUGAAGAUGGGGGAAAAUUUGCCACCAAGGCUGCACCGGGACAAAGGACUCGUCCGGAUCUUCAUCCAAUGGCAAGGGAAAAGGUCCAGAACAUGUCUGCCUGCGGUGCCAGCCAGAAGGCCGUGAAAGUCAUUCCCAUCCUUCGUGACACGAGCACCUUCGAUUCGACGACAUCAACGAAUGAAUUUGACGCGACUGGAACAAAGAUUGAAUUCCGGAAUCCAUUAGACGUCAUGGAUGAGGAGCAGCCAGGUCGCGAGAGCGAGGAUCUGGCGCUCGGUGCUGCUUCUUCUCCUCACGGCCAUCACCAUCAACGAAAAUGGUCAGAUGGGGCUCCUGGUCAUCGGCAAGCGUCCACCUUGGAUAUGUCCGAACAGCAUGCUUCAUUUGCCAUUACGGAAGAAGUCCGUCAUUUUGGGCACUUGGCUGAUGAGAUGACCGUAGCUAUGGCUCUAGCAAAGUCCUCACCUACCUUUUUCUCGCAGAUAGG
This is a messenger RNA of Acaulospora colombiana, 950 nucleotides long. Lineage: Eukaryota; Fungi; Glomeromycota; Glomeromycetes; Diversisporales; Acaulosporaceae. The record is from the annotation of a GenBank genome assembly.